This is a messenger RNA of Pocillopora verrucosa, 4743 nucleotides long. NCBI's taxonomy places the organism in Eukaryota, Metazoa, Cnidaria, Anthozoa, Scleractinia, Pocilloporidae. The record is from RefSeq and is a predicted model, not a curated record.
AUGAUUUUUCGCCUAGAAGUGAUCGGGCAGUUUCACUGCAAACUGCUCCUUUCCUCAGAGAUUGUAAAGGCAGAGGCCGGCGUCGUCGAACCGGUCAAACGAAAAACGAGCGUCUUCGAAGCCGGUACGGAGCAUGAGGCCAACGACAUUGAAGAAAGAAGAAGGAGAAGAAAUUUGUUUCUCGCUGAAGAAGGUGGGAAAAGCAAAGUUCCUACACACAUCUCCUAUGAAGAAUGGGAUUGUACCGCUCUGUUCCAGGCCACCAUUUAUGCAAGGUCCAUCGCUACGCCAGAUAGCAAAGUUCAUUACAAGACACUCAGUGAAAUGUACGUAAGGCACCAUAAAGUACCUCCCGGAAAGUUCCAUCCAUCUGUUGUGAGUCCAAGUGGAAAUACAGCCGAAACCUUCGCUCUUGCGAUUGAUCAGCUUCGACUUUUACGAAACUCCCUUUGUCACGCAGACAGGUCAGAGAUUGAUAAACCAACCUUUGACCAAUACGUGAAGCUUGCUAAAGAAGCAUUCAAAGCUCUUGGAAUCAUAACAGAUCCCAUUGAUGCCAUCGGUGGACUGACAGAGUCUGACUUUCCCACCAAAGAAGUUCGCAUAUUGGAAGAAAGUCUUAGACAGGAGACCAGAUCAUACAUCGAGUGUCUCGAAGAACUAAGAUCAGGUGUCGAGUGUCUCGAAGAAGUGAAAUCAGGCGUCGACAAAUUAAUAGCACAGGGGAAUGCGAUAAAAGAAAAAGUUGAUGACCUCGCUUUGUUGAAGGGAGAAAUAGAUGAUUUGAAACUUAACAUGGAUGAAGAUCAAACAGAUUCAAAGCCAUUCCUUCCACCAUCAAGUCUUCCUUCGAAGGUUCCACACUUCACUGGCCCUCAGAGAGAAUGGGAAGACAUCAGCAGUCACUUAACUUCCAAACGUUCCCGGAUCGUGUCGGUAUGGGGCUCGCCUGGUUUUGGUAAGACUUCUGUGGCAACUGAAGUCGGAAAUCGACUUCAAAUUGAUGGAUUUCUCGUAUACUUCUUCUCCAUGAGAGGGCUUCUUUCAAAGGCCGAUCUGACCACGCAGCUUCUGAGCUUCUUUAGAAGACACUCCACAAGAGAUCAAAUUCCUCAGCAGAUGUCCAUAGAAGAAGAACUUUUUCUCUUUCUAAGAGACAUUUCAGGUGAAUUUGUGAUGAUUCUUGACAAUGCCGAUGAAUUACUCGAAAGUGGAGCACCGAAUGUGAAGGAGGAUUUCAUAAACCUUCUGGAAGUCAUUCUUAGUCAAUUCAAGAAUUUAACAUUUCUUCUUACCACAAGGGAAUCUCUUGAAUUUAUGAAUGUGCAUUUUGAAGGCCAUCAAGCAGUAAGAAUAGGGCCAUUACACGAGUCCUUCUCUCAAACCUUAGUCGGCGGAUUACUUCCUAAAGCGACCGCGUCUGACUGCUCGAAAAUUGCGAAAAUCUGCGGGUUCGUACCUUUGGCCAUGAAACUGUUGUGUUCCUCCAUUACUGAAGAUAAUGCUCAGCCGAGUCAAUUUUUAGAUACCUUCAAGGAAUCAAUAGAAAGUAGCCUUUUCGAGCUGUUGGACAAUCCAGAUUAUCCAAGCUAUCUGCGAUUAAAGUUCCUAUUUGAAUCCUCUUUUCAGAGACUCUCUUUAUCUGAAAAAGAAGCGCUGGUAUCACUUAGUGUUCUUUCUGGAGAUUUUAACCACUCAGUUGCUACAGCUGUCAUGGGUGUAAAAACAACUCUGGAGGCCAAGAAAAUCUUGCAUAGGCUUCGGAGAAAAUCUUUCCUCGACUCUAGCUCCAAACCUGAGUCAUUUUCGAUGCAUAAGUUGAUUCUGUCGUUUGCAAGAGGAAGAGGUCAAGAUGAAAUGAAAGAAACCAUGCUGAACUCCAAAGCACGUUUGUCUGCAUUUUACGUCUCUCUUUUCGAGAAGCUAAAUAAACAGUUUUUGACAGGACAAUCCAUGCAAGCAUUUAUUGAUUUCUAUGAAGAGAAGCAGAAUAUUAUUCAGAGUCUUAUGGAGAGCUGCUCCGAUCCCAAGACAUGUGACGUUUCAUUUGGUGUCCUGACAAAGGCGGAAAUCUUUCUAGAUUCCCUUUUCUGGUGCGAGGGAAAAAUUAUCGACAAAAUUUAUGAUCACGCAACUGAAAAAGCUCAGGCGUUUGGAAAGAGCGUGUUCUACAGUCAGUUACUGUUGUCCUUGGCAUUCAACGAAGUGACUUGGGGGAUACAUGGAAGAUCGAUGACGCUGCUCUCUAAAGCCGAGGUCUUUUCUUUGUCGGUAGAUGAUAAAAGAAAACUCCUUUGUUAUAAAGGCAUCUGUCAACUGGUUUCAGGGAAAAUAGAUGACGGAGCUGAGAACUUACAAAAAGCUCUUUGCUUGGUGAGUGAUAGCCCCGAACAGCGAAUUCUCACAGUAUUUGCACUGCAAAUUCUUGUUACUUACUUUCUUUUCAAGAAAAAGAAAGCAACUUCUCUGGAGCUUUACACCACAGCCUUACAUGAAUGCAGAGCAUUAGGAGACACAAGUCUCCUUGUUAUUCCUCCAUUGAAUAACAAAGAAUUGAGAAUGAUCCAGACAGAUAUCCCGAAAUCAGAUGUUACAACCACUCAACCACUUAGAUUAGAAAUGAUAUGCGUUGUUAGCAAAGCGACGGAAAUGUCCUCUGAUUAUGAAACAAAGCAAGCAAUAAGCAAAUCUGUACUAAGGAUGUCAAAUGAAAUAGAUAAACAGAUCCUUCCACAUUCCAUUGGUUCAUGGACCUUCCAGCGCAACGUCAAUUCGACACUUAAAAAUGUACUGAAUAAUCCCGAGGAAGCAACAAAGUUGUGGGACACAUGGAUAAAUUAUCAUAAAAUGACCUUAAAACAAAGUGGAAAAGUUAAUGCAGGAGAUAAAGCUAAACCCAACAAACAUCUUGAUUUAAAUUGGCAUCAAGAAGGAUUACUAAGAAGCUAUUUGGACCGUGGGUGCGCUAUUCAUCAGAUGCAAAACUAUCCUGGUGCCAUUCAGUCCUUUCAACUUGCCCUCGACAUUGCAAUAGGACUCUUCGGGGAAGAACACCCAGACACAGCUCAAAGUUACUUUUCUCUCGGAGAAACACAACAUGCCUCAAGCGACUUCUCGUCAGCAGUUACGUCUUUUCAGCAUGCUCUCAAAAUUAGAACUAAACUCUUCGGAAAAGAACAUCCAGAUACAGCUCAGAGUUACUUUUCUCUAGGAGUAACCCAACAUGCCUCAGGCGACUUUUUGUCGGCGCUUCAGUCCAAACAGUGUGCCCUUGACAUAAGAGUUAAACUCCUCGGGGAAGAACACCCAGACACAGCGAAGAGUUACUUGUCUCUCGGAAAAACCCAGCACGCCUCAGGCGACGUUUUGUCAGCCCUCCAGUCCAAACAGCGUGCUCUUGACAUUAGAAUGAAACUGUUUGAAGAAGAACACCCAGAGGAAGCUAAGAGUUACUUUGACCUCGGAGUAGCACAACAUGCCUCAGAAGAUUUUUUGUCAGCACUUCAGUCCAAACAGCGUGCUCUUGACAUAAGAGUGAAACUCUUUGGGGAAGAACACUCAGACACAGCUCAGAGUUACUUUUCUCUUGGAGUAACCCAACAUGCCUUAGGCGACUUUUUGUCAGCACUUCAGUCCAAACAGCGUGCUCUUGACAUAAGAGUUAAACUUUUUGGGGAGGAACACCCAGACACAGCUAAGAGUUACUUUGACCUCGGAGUAACACAACAUGCCUCAGGCGACUUUUUGUCAGCACUUCAGUCCAAACAGCGAGCUCUUGACAUAAGAGUUAGACUCUUUGGGGAAGAACACCCAGAUACAGCUAAAAGUUACCUUGACCUCGGUGUAACCCAACAUGCCUUAGACGACUUUUUGUCAGCACUUAAGUCCAAACAGCGUGCUCUUGACAUAAGAGUUAAACUCUUUGGGGAAGAACACCCAGACUCAGCUAAGAGUUACUUUUCUCUCGGAGUAACCCAACAUGCCUUAGGCGACUUUUUGACAGCACUUCAGUCCAAACAGUGUGCUCUUGACAUAAGAGUUAAACUUUUUGGGGAAGAACACCCAGACACAGCUAAGAGUUACUUUGACCUCGGUGUUACCCAACAUGGCUUAGGCCACUUUUUGUCAGCACUUCAGUCCAAACAGCAUGCUCUUGACAUAAGAGUUAAACUCUUCGGGGAAGAACAUCCAGAUACAGCCGAGUAUUACUUCUCUCUCGGAGUAACCCAGUUUACCUCAGGCGACGUUUUGUCAGCACUUCAGUCUUUUCAGCGUGCCCUUGAAAUCAGAAUUAAACUCUUAGCGGAAGAAGAACCAAACAAAGCUUAGUGUUACUUUUCUCUCGGAGAAACACAACAUGCUUUAAGCGACUUCUCGUCAGGAGUUCAGUCUUUUCAGCCUGCUCUUGAAAUUAGAGCUAGACGAUAGUUACUUUACUCUCGAAGUAACCCAACAUGCCUCAGGCGACUUUUUGUCAGCACUUGAGUCCAAACAGCGUGCUCUUGACAUUAGAGACUAUUUGGGGAAAACAUCCAGACACACCUCAGCAUUACGUUUAUCUCGGAGAAACACAAAGUGCCUUAGGCAAUUUAUUGUCAGCACUUCAGUUUGAUCAGCGCGCUCUUACAGUUUUACAAUUAAAAUGAAAGAUUUUUCGCUUCAUUUCAACGUUUCAUUGCAGAAACUCGAUUAAAAACAUUUCAUGUCUCAAUAUGAGUUUAUUUGAGAUGAAGACAAGUUUAC